Molecule: messenger RNA, 3511 nt
Organism: Procambarus clarkii (red swamp crayfish)
Lineage: Eukaryota; Metazoa; Arthropoda; Malacostraca; Decapoda; Cambaridae
Source: RefSeq, a predicted model, not a curated record
UCUGGAAGGUGAAGGUGGGACGAGGAGCUGGCAACUGUGGUCAAGCGGCGGCCGGCGACGGGCUCCACACAGCAAUGGCUUCCAAGAUGAACUCGAAAUGUACUUCCAAGACUAAACCUCGGAGGACGGAGCCCAAACAGCCCAAUGAGAAAUCUCCCAAAUCCUCGGAUAAAAACACUACCCUACCCUCGGAUAAAACAACCAUCACACCCUCGGAUGAGGCAAUUCCCAUGCAUUCAUAUGCAACUACUAUCCUACCUUCAGAGGAAGCAAUUUCGAACUUGGAUCUAACAAGGAACUGUGAAUUUGAUGCUUUGUAUAACUAUGUGACACAGGCUGGAGAGCUGGUCAUUACUGAUGUUCUCAAAGUUCUCUAUUCUCAGCAGUACAUCAAAUCUUGUAAUGGAAACAUGUCUGUAUUCGAUUAUUGCAUUACGAAUAAGCACUGGAGUCCUGAACGAGCAAAGAGGAAAUUUGAAUAUAGUGAAUGUCUGUCACAUAAUAUUAAAAAGCAGAAAACAGUGGAUGUACAUUUUGCAUUCAACGUUAUUGUGGAAAUAUGUGGCAAUGUAUUUGAGUGGUUGGAUCCAGAAUGUCGGAGCCAAAUCAAGUUAGUAAAGAAUUACAAGUACAAGAUUUGCAAAAAUUAUGGGCAAAGUAACAAUGAAAUUAGAGCUGAGCUACACAAGUUUUGGAAGAUAAUUAAAAACAUCUAUACGCAGGUUAGUCAGGAAUUCAAAACUGACUUUAAAGAAAGCCUUAGCGAGAUAUUAAGGAUGCUAAAACUUUCCGAAGAAAGUAUCGUUCAAAGCCAAGAUUUGUCAUUAGACAAAAACGUUUUCCAUAAAUUUUCAAAUGACACUGAAGUUCAUAAGCUAAUUAUGGCUCAGAGAGAACUAUCAGAUCACCACAAGAAGCUACAAGUGGCAAAUCCUUUCACCUGGACAGAUGAUCAGUGCUACCAAAGUUCUAAAGGUGAAGUCGUGGCUAAACUGGUUACAAACGAAAUUUACACACCAUUGGGUAUUGGCGGCACUGAAACAAAAGUUAGCAUGAAUCAGGUGCUGAAAGCUACCAAGAGGAUAGCGGAAGAAGAGGUAAUAACUCCAGUUUUGAUAAUAAAUGGCGUUGAAGGUUCAGGAAAGACGACUAUCUGCUACAAUCUUGUGCAAAAUUGGCUUGGAAGAUCAGGCAUAAUUGAUGAUCUCGAUAAUUUUGAUUUAGUGUUUCUUAUUGAACACAGCAAAGUUAAGUCUAAGGUUUUUGAAAAUGUAAUGAGGGAACAGAUGUUGACAAAAACUUGCAGAGAUUUUGAAAUUGACAAAAUUCUUCAGUUUAUGAAGAGACUAGAUAUAAUUUUUAUUAUAGACGGAUAUGAUGAAACUACUAGAGAUACCUUUCCCAUUGUUGAUGAAAUAUUUGAGCAUUUUGGCAACAAACGCAUUAUUCUGACGACGCGACCAGACUCACUUGGAGCCACCACAACUCUCAUAUUAAAAAAACAUGUUAACUUUCAUACUAUUGAGGUAUCAGAACUUGAUGAUCUCUCACAAAUUAGAAUGGGUAAAGCUAUUUACAAGCAUAUGUGUAACAAUCGUAAAGCUGAGAGAACACUGAAUAAAUUUGUUGAGUAUCACCAUAGAGGUGCUGGGAGGAACAUUCUAGGUCAUCUGAGACUUCCACUCACUGCUGCUCUUUAUAUGGUCCAUUGGAGAACUGGUAAGAUUAAAGUGCAAACAGGAACUGAACUACAUGAUGCUUUAUUCAACAAAAGCACAGAAAAGUUGGAAAAUCGCAAAGGCACCACCAAUGUAACUGACAAAGACAUAUUGUAUCACGUAUUGCCUAAGUUAUUAGGAAAGUCAGCAUGGAUGCUUCUCAAGAAUAAAAUGUAUACUCUGCAAGAAAGCAUGGUAGAUGAAAUACGAGAAUCCGUAAAGGGUCUUAAUGUUGAUCUUAUUGACGUGCUACUACCAUAUCUAACAUGUAACUCCAACCACUAUUCACAACCUACUACGAGAGAGCUUUCUUUUAUGAACAGACCUCAACAGGCAUAUUAUGCCUCUAGAUUCUUAACGGAAUGCAUAACAGAAAAGAAAACUACUGUCCGAGAUAUUGAACAGCAAGUGAGUAACUGGAAAGACUUUAGUUUUGUUCUUUUAUUUCUUAUUGGACAUUUGACCUCUCAUGAAAAAAUGGACAAAAUGAUUGUGAAACAAGUACUAAAUAUUAUCGAUAAUGCAGGUUUUACCGCGGAAAGUUACAGCUAUUGGUGGGACCUCUAUGUUGAGAGUAAGGGUGAUGAAACUGUUACAGAUUUCAUUGUCGAAAGAUUUUUACCUAAAUCUCAUUGGGUAGUAAAUGACAAGACUGUUGUUCCUGCUCUUAAACUCCUUGGGUCUUGUCCAGUUAACCUUAAAAGUUUGAAGAUUGACAUUCCUAAUACCAUCGAUCCUUUUGAUAUCCCAGAAUUCCUAAGUACCAUGCAGAGUUUUCCAACCAAAUUAGAAGGGAGAUAUGGGAAGCACAAACAAAUUGAAGUAGAGUUGCACUUUUGGCAUCAUGAUGAAACAGGAAGUACUGAGCCGUCUGACAAGUUUCUCCGUACCCUACACCCAUGGGGCAUGUUGGUGAACUUCACGGGUGAGCUUGGGGAACAGGAAGAAGGAAAAGAGUUGAUCUGUAAGGCAAAUAGUGCCAGAACUUUACGUGUCCGACUGAAAACGCCUGGGGCGCUCAGAACUUUAAGAAGCUUCACCAGACGCGGGUGUGAAGCCUUCCAGAUCGUUCGCAUCACCAUUGCCAUCCCUGAAGAAUGCGACCCAGCAUCUUUCACAGAGCUUAACUGUCAGGAUCUAGAACUUAAUUUUAAAGAAAUAUCUGUUGAAAAUAAGGAAUGGAUAAUUAAGGCCAUGAAAAAUAUUGGUGGAAGAAAUGGAAUCAAAAGGGCAUAUUUCAACACCUGCACCUUGGACAUCAAGGCCCAAGCAAACUUCCUGAAGGAACUCUCUGGGAUUAUAAUUGAAAAAUUAUCAAUCUGCACCAUCAUGGAUGUUGAUAAAAGCCAACAGAAAAAGUUACAAGCCAAUGCUACGUUUACUGUCAACUGGAUAUAAUGCAGAGUACUUCCUGGAGGCCCAGUACCACACAACCCUCAAAGGAUCUGUAUGCCAUCAUUACUUAAGUCAUCUUCGUGGAUAUUGAUGAAUACCAAGAGAAAAAGUUGUAAGCCAGGAUUUACUACGUUUACUGUCAACUGGACAGUAAAGUACCACGCACCGCUCUAAGGGUCUGUUAUUUAUUUAUUUGUUUUAUUUAUUUAUUUAUUUUAUUUAUUUAUUUAUAUACAAGAAGUUAAUUUGCAUCUUCGUGGAUAUUGAUGAACACCAACAGUAGCGGCUGAAAGGACUAAUUGCUACUUUUUUAUUUUACUGUUGACUGGAUAUUUAGUUAAAUAUCAUCUGGAUUACAAUUAAUUAACAUUGUCAUUUCCAGACUUUGCAAAUAUAAA